Molecule: messenger RNA, 375 nt
Organism: Ostertagia ostertagi
Lineage: Eukaryota; Metazoa; Nematoda; Chromadorea; Rhabditida; Trichostrongylidae
Source: the annotation of a GenBank genome assembly
AUAAUAAAUCACAAGCCUCAACUUGCCUGGGACAUUUACGCGAGAUCGACCGACCCGAAAGGAGUCUUUCAACAUCCUCCGUAUCAUCGCGAUGGACUGCUAUUCAACGAUAUGUUGAUUCAGAUGGGUGAGUUCUACUAUGCGGCCAAAGCUUUUGACGGGCUCGAAAAGAUCGACCCUCUCCGGAAAACUGGCAAGGAAAACGAGGUGCCACCAGCGGUUUAUUCAAGAUGUUGGUCCAAGGAAAAGCAACAAAGUGGCGAGCAAAUGUCAGAGGUUCUGCAGCUGCUCGACCGUGGAAAUCAUCCUCAAGCAGAUUUUGUGUCAUCAACGAUACGGAGAUGGGCGAAAAACCAUGAAAUCACACUGGAAUGA